Molecule: messenger RNA, 2521 nt
Organism: Maniola jurtina (meadow brown)
Lineage: Eukaryota; Metazoa; Arthropoda; Insecta; Lepidoptera; Nymphalidae
Exons: 6
Coding region: 34-2496 (820 amino acids)
Biological process (GO): replication fork processing; DNA damage response; replication fork arrest
Cellular component (GO): nucleus; replication fork protection complex
Molecular function (GO): DNA binding
Source: RefSeq, a predicted model, not a curated record
CUCCCGCCAAAUUUUACGUCAAACCGAAUUAUUAUGUCGCUCCUUGAAGAUGUGUUUUUGGAAGAUGAGGCAAACGAGGCCCAGGAGUUAGAGAGAGUCAUUGAAGGCGACGAAUUCGACGAAAGGCCUCGUUCACGAUCUGACAGCGACAGCAACAGUGAACGUGAGGAUGAAGCAGAGGAAGAGAAGAAGCGUGUUGAUCCUGCGUCAACCAAAGCAAGCCGGGUGAUCAAAAACCCAAGGUUCAUAUUAAAUCCGGCUAGACUGACUGGGCCUAGAGGUAUUCAGGUGAUACCUGAGCAUUUCAAGGAUUUCAAAUUUAAAGGUAAAGGCCAUGAAAAGGAGGACUUGGAUUUAGUUUUAAAGAAGUUAGAGCAUUGGGCGUACAGAUUGUAUCCAAAGUUUAAGUUUGAUGACUGCCUGAAGAAAAUUGAGACCCUAGGCAAGAAGAGGCCUGUUAUGGUGCACCUCCAUAAAAUAAGAACAGAUCAGUACCUGUCAGAGGAAACUGUGGUGCAGAGGGACUCGAGUGACGAUGAAGCCCCUAACAAGACCCCCAGCGAGGCCCCACCUGAAGAUGAGUUUGAUAAGCUAUUACAGCAACAGAUAGAGUUGGCGCGAGCCCCGUCUACGCCUGCCUCUGUAAAGAAAGGGCUGGAAAGUGCUGUCAAAGAGAACAGAACAUUAAUGAUGCCAAAAGCGACUUCUUCACCAUCCAUAAGCGAGGAACAACGUGAGAGGAUUCUUAAAAGCAGAAAACUUGCUGAAGAAAGGAGACUUGCUAGACUUAAAAAUGCUUCAAAUAGUAUAAACACUUCUCAAAACCCUGAAAAUAUUGCUAAUGUAUCUCAAACUGUAUCAAAAAGUGAUAAUACUUCUUACAAUCAAACCAAGAUGAGUCAUAACGAAAAUAAUGCAACUAAUAAUGCUAAUACAGUAAAAUAUAACCCUACUCAAAACAUCGAUAAUAUUUCAAAUACAGCAUCCGAGACAGAUAACAUUACUUACACUGGUGAAAAAGCAUUGAGUGAUGAUGAGAUUCAUAAAAUUAAUAGUGUUAAUACCGAAAAUAUAUUUGACAUUGAAGAAAAUCAUGUAGGAAAUGUAAGAAAGGCUAGGACAAACAUUAUUGAUAGUUCUGACGAAGAGGAUGAUGUUGUUUUUAUGAAUGAAUCCAUUAAGGCUGAAGCACAUAAAUUAGGCGAUGUACAUAAAAAGUGUAUCAAUAGUACAAAAGAAGGACCUAAACAAACUUAUGGCAAAAUUAUGGAAAUGCGUGGAAAUUCUAGUAUUAAUGAUCAACAAAAUGAUAGUAGUUCUGACGAAAAUGAUAUUGUUUUAAUGAAUGAAUCUAUCAGAGCUGAUAUAAAUAAAGGGCCUAAACAAAUUGAUAAAAUCGUCAAUCAUGUUAUUUUAGAAAUUGAUGAAAAUUCUGAUAAUAAUCAAGAAAAUGAUGAUAGUUCUGAUGAAGAUGAUGUUGUUUUAAUGAACGAGUCUAUUAGGGUUGAUGUACAUAGAACAGAUAGUGACAAAGACCACACAAAUGGUAUAAAACAGGGCCCUCAACUAACAGCUGGGCAUACAAUCAAUAAUGAUGUAAUUUUAGAAAUCGUUGAAAGUUCCGACGAAAAUCAAUUAGGCGAUGUACAUAAAAAGUGUAUCAAUAGUACAAAAGAAGGACCUAAACAAACUUAUUGCAAAAUUAUGGAAAUGCGUGGAAAUUCUAGUAUUAAUUAUCAACAAAAUGAUAGUAGUUCCGACGAAAAUGAUAUUGCUUUAAUGAGUGAAUCUAUCAGAGCUAAUAUAAAUAAAGGGCCUAACCAAAUUGAUAAAAUCGUCAAUCAUGUUAUUUUAGAAAUUGAUGAAAAUUCUGAUAAAAAUCAAGAAAAUGAUGAUAGUUCUGAUGAAGAUGAUGUUGUUUUGAUGAACGAGUCUAUUAGGGUUGAUGUACAUAGAACAGAUAGUGACAAAGACCACACAAAUGGUAUAAAACGGGGCCCUCAACUAACAGCUGGGCAUACAAUCAACAAUGAUGUAAUUUUAGAAAUCGUUGAAAAUUCCGACGAAAAUGAUCAUUUUGAUAUAAAUAAAAAUAAAAGCCAUACUGAUGUUAGUGAACAAAAAGCUACAUCAAAAGUUGAUGGAAUUAAAAAUAGUAACAGUGCAAGUGAUAAUUUUUUUGAGAUAGACAAUAAUGAAGCAUAUGAUAAUUCAGAUAAUAGUAAUGCUAAAAAUGAUGAAGAAAAUGAUUUAGCAAUGAUUAUAUCAGAAAGCCAUACAAAUGAUAACGAAAAACCUAAUACUGAUGUAGAUAUGGCGAACAAUGAAAAAUCAGCUAAUGUUAGUACUAGUCGAGAAACUCAAAACGAUGAAGAGGUAGAUAGCCGAGGUGCAGUUUUUAAUGAAAAGGCAGUUCUAGUUGAAAAAGUAGUAGAGAAUGCAGUUGUAAAUAAUCUUGAUGAUUUAAUGGAUGUCGAAUUUGAUGAUGAGUUCUAGAAUAAACAUUGUUUUGAAGAUUUAA